AUGAUGAAACAUAAGGGCAAUAAUAGAACAUCAUACUAUAUAAAUACAUCCCAACAGGAAUACAAAAAACUCAACUUUCUUCCUCAAAUUGAGUCAAGCCUUGUUGAUACAACCAUUGGUUUUAUGAAUCAAGAAACUUUCAGAAAUGAUAAUCAGCAAUAUUAUUGUCCCUCCACAAGUUCAGAAAUGGAAACAAUGUUUACCGAUUCUCAACAUGUGUUAGUGAAACAAGAAGAAAAUGAACCUUUUUCAUCACACUACAAUGGUUACUCUUCUUAUGUAUUAGCCUCAAAUCAGAUGAUUUACCAGACUCAGAAGAAUCAAGGAUUGCUUAACGAUUUUGAUGCUUCAUUUUUGGCUUCAGAGAAUUAUGACACAGAAACUAACAUUGAUUCUUCUACUAGGAAUUGCUCCAAUCUCAUUAGGCACAAGAGUUCCCCUGCUGAGUUUUUCUCCAAUUAUUCACUUCAUAAUGGUUCUAUGAAUUUCUCAUCUACACAAUCCUCUUGCUCUAUCAACAUGCCACUAAUUGUUCAAAAUGAUGAACAUGAAGCACGUAAGAACAUUGGAAAAUGUUACAUGCCUAGCUUCACUACUGACUGCUGGGAUAGUUCUACAUUCAAUCCCCCAAAAACAUCCACUAUUAAUGGUGAAAUCAUGUUUUCCACCUCAAAUGCUUUGGAAACUCAGGAAUUAGACUUUGGAUACCAAAAACUUGGUUUGAGCCACCAUUUGAGUCUGCCAAGCUCUUCUGCCAAGAUGACUAGUAUGGACAAGUAUUUUCACAUUCAAGGAUCUGUUCCAUUUAAAAUUCGUGCCAAAAGAGGCUUUGCCACUCACCCAAGAAGCAUUGCAGAGAGGGAAAGAAGAAUAAGAAUUAGUGCAAGAAUCAAGAAAUUGCAAGACCUUUUCCCAAACUCAAAUAAGCAAAGUAGCACAGCAGAUAUGUUGGAUGUAGCAGUUGAUUACAUUAAAGACCUUAGGAAACAACUUAAGAUGUUAUCAGACACUAAGGCAAAGUGCAGUUGUGCAAGUAAUUAG
Lathyrus sativus (Indian pea) is the source of this 1041-nucleotide messenger RNA. NCBI's taxonomy places the organism in Eukaryota, Viridiplantae, Streptophyta, Magnoliopsida, Fabales, Fabaceae. The record is from the annotation of a GenBank genome assembly.